AUGGUGUACAGUGAUGCAGUCAGACAGCAUUUGUCUCUGCCUCAAGACAGACGCAUGAACAUGCACACCUGUCACAACUCGUACAACAGGUCUUCUUUGCGGGUCACAGAGCACUGUAGUCAUGACAAGCCACAAGGCCAGCAGGACCUCUCUCAUUUAUGUGCAUCUGUAGGUAACAGUGAUGUCCACUGUCCUGUAUGUUUACAUUCAUCCAUCUUUCCUGUACAGACCAACUGUGGGCAUCUGUUCUGUGCUCCUUGUCUUAUAUCCUACUGGAAGCACAGCUCCUGGCUAGAUGCCAUCAGCUGUCCUUUGUGCAGACAAAAGGUGAAUGUAAUGCACCAUCUGUUUCAUGAAAGCACGUCGGACAGGGCACAGGGAGAGGUGCUGAUUCACAUUAGAGAUUAUAACAAACGCUAUUCUGGGACACCACGAACGGUGAGCGAUUACCUGUGCGACGCCCUUCUCCUUCUGCUAAUCUUUAUCCGGGCUGUGGGGAAUAUAGGUGGCUUAGUGUGGCUCUUCUUGCUAAGGGUGGCUCUGUGUGGCUUUGGCGCUGCCGCAUCCCUGGUGUCCCCACUGGGGGCCGUGCCUGGGCCCUUCAGCGGGACGCUGGGGCUCCUUGACGACCUGCUGGUGGUCUGCUUACUUCUCAUCUCCAUCAUUAACAUCCAGCAGAUGGCGCCAGAGAGGACCGCUAGAACACACGGAAUUCUGACCAACACUUUAUGAAUAAAGGGAACAAAAGGACACUGGAAGUCUGAUAGGUAUUAAGAGA
Messenger RNA from Electrophorus electricus (electric eel), 778 nucleotides. Its product is annotated as RING-HC_RNF170 domain-containing protein. Gene Ontology annotation, molecular function: ubiquitin protein ligase activity. The record is from RefSeq and is a predicted model, not a curated record. NCBI's taxonomy places the organism in Eukaryota, Metazoa, Chordata, Actinopteri, Gymnotiformes, Gymnotidae.